AUGUCUGCGAUUGGGUCCUUGAUCUUCUGUAAUGACUGUGGAAAUUUAUUAGAUGAGUCGUCUGGUGACCCUACAAAACUCAUUGUCUGCAGUAUCUGCGGAGCUCGUAAUCGAGACAUUGUCCCUAAAACUAUUGUCUCUGAAUCCAAAGCGAGUGCAUUCCCUUCGACACUGAGGGCAAAAAGAUCUGCAGUCCAGAACUUGACAGCUGCAGAUAAAAGGACAGAAGCUCUUACACAACAUACUUGUGCGAGAUGUGGUAGGAAAGAGAUGUAUUUCACAACUGUGCAAUUGCGCAGUGCAGACGAAGGAAGCACGGUCUUUUACACUUGCGUUUGCGGUUACAAGGAGACACAAAACAACUAA
This is a messenger RNA of Aspergillus pseudotamarii, 366 nucleotides long. Its product is annotated as DNA-directed RNA polymerase I core subunit RPA12. Gene Ontology annotation, cellular component: RNA polymerase I complex. Gene Ontology annotation, molecular function: DNA-directed RNA polymerase activity; zinc ion binding; nucleic acid binding. The coding region runs from base 1 to 366 and encodes 121 amino acids. The transcript has 3 exons. Gene Ontology annotation, biological process: DNA-templated transcription; termination of RNA polymerase I transcription. Lineage: Eukaryota; Fungi; Ascomycota; Eurotiomycetes; Eurotiales; Aspergillaceae. The record is from RefSeq and is a predicted model, not a curated record.